AGUUUUUAGAUCUAAUGGAAUUAUCUCAAAAAUGGUACGUUCAGUAGACCCUUAAUGCCUUGGUGAUCGUUUUUACGUAGUAUUUCAAAUCUGACGUCCGUGCACCGAGACGAAGCCAAGGACUGGGUUAAGGUUACAGGACACCCUUUGUGGCAUUUUGCGCAAAAUUUUACAGGACACCCUUUGUGGCAUUUUGCGCAAAAUCGCUACUGCGCGCUCAAUAUCAGUCCGAUUUUCAUCAAAUGUUCGCCAGUGCAUGCAAAAUAUGGUAAGUUGUAAAAUUGACAAACAAUAAAAUAAUGUAAGAAUUAUUCAGCCAAAACCUUUACGCUUUUGAGUUGUUUUCCUGCUGUUUUUAAGAUAUAUUUAUGAAAAUAUCAUUUUUAUACUGUAAUGAUAGUUGUUCUAACAAAUUGUGUUCGGAGAUUUUUGUUUACAUGUAUUUCGUCAUUCCGCUGAUAUGGCGAUUUCUUUGACGACUGCAAUAUAUUUCUGAAUUGUUUGAGUGAAUUGCUCCUUAUUAUUAAAAUAUCCAAAAUUAGAAAAAAGCCGAACGCAAUUUGUCUUGUGAAAAUUUGAGAAAAAUUAAUUCGUUAAAACCCGCAGGAGAGCAACUCGUUUGAAAAUCAGUAAUUGCCGUAACAUUCUUCGGGAGAAAAUUGAAUUUGAGUAUUACGUUUUCAAUGUUUUUCUUAUAUUGCAGCGAAUUGUAUUUUGUCAAAUAACUCCGCGAGUUUUCAACAUUUUUCGUUCAAAAAAUCAAACUUGGUCAGAUAGUAGAAGUAGUCCAGUGCUUUAAUUCAUGGAAACCAAUAAAAAAAAAUUAGGCAAAAUUAACACUCAAAGGUGUUCUGUAACCUUAAAAUGCGACGAUUUGAAAUACAGUCCAGUCCGAAUUGGAGGAUUUGAAAUGACAUCUCAUAGGAAUAAAUCAAUAAUUAAAGUGAGGUGAAUUAAUUUUGAUCCAGUCCAAGGAGAUCUGAAGUGACAUCUCGUAGGAAUAAAUCACUAAUUAAGGAGGCUCCCAUUUUGAUCAGUCCAAGGACUGAAUUAAUUUCGAUCCAGUCCUAGAACUGGAUCAAUAUACUUCACCAGUUAUCCAGUAUUAUCAUGUGAGCAAAAUAAAGUAGUAUGGCUGGCUAAAUUACUCAUGAAUUGUUAAUGAGUUUGAGAUAUUAAUGUACUUAUUUGUCGUGUAUAAUUAAGUGAACAUAAGAAUGAAAAUUUUAUUCUAAUCUUUCUGUAGGUAUAUAAUUGUUAAUUUUCUGCAUAGGUUUAGAAAAUGUUUUGAAAUUGACGAAACGUUUACGCUACCAAGCUUGCUGUGGGAUAUCUUGCCGAAAGCAAGUGCUAGUCAAAUACAUCCACAUAUUCAUAUGUUUGUGUCUAAAGAUUUUUAUUUUUGUAAGUAUGUUAUAACACAAUAUGGUAUAUAGAGUACUAUGUAAAGCGUAUAUGCUAUUGGUUAUUGUCCAUUGUGGGCCGUGUACUGUAUGUGGCCUAAGGGUUACAUCAGUGAUGUAGUGGGGGAGGGGCUCACAGGGUCCGAGCCUCUCUUGUUGAAAUUCCAUGUUGUUGUGUUUGAACUGAGCCCAAAAGUGACAAUCCAUUCCAAAAAAAUGGGGGGGGGGGGCGGGCGAGUCAACCAGUGAACGUAAUUUAUUAUAGAUUAUAUUACGAAUGUCCAAAAAGUGAGCAGGACGGGUCCCCCCCCCCGUCCUCCCAGGAUUGACGCCCUUUGCUGAGCCCCCUCCCUUCUACUUGAAUUCAGAUAUCAUAAAAAUAUCCUCGGAACUGUUGUGAUGAAAUUUCAGUAAUUUCCAAAGAUAAUGAUUUUAAUAAUCUCUACUUGAUCACUUUGAACCUUCCAUUAGAUAGUUUAUGUGCUUCUAUCAUGAACUAGCUUUACUACGUCGGAAUGAAGUUAAAUCCUUUCUUUAUUUAAAAAACGCUAAUUGAGGAAUUGUUAGAACGAAAAAUAAAUACUGGAAUUUUCCAUAUCAUAUUGUCCCCCCCUUCUCAAGUCUCUCUCUUGUAGGACUACACCAUUAAUUGGUUACGAUUUUGUUGUGUUGGAAUAUAGUUUAAAACAGUCAUUCCUUUACCAUAGCUGGUUGGGAGAAAAUAUUCAGAGCAGCAGACGAGUACCAAUUGACUGAAGGAAAAAAAUAUUUUAAUGAUCUUAUUAAGGUACACGGCUUUUUUUAACUCUCGUCAUUCCCCUUACCACGGAUUUUUACGUACUUUGUUACUUAACAGACCCUGAGCAUAAAAUCAGUUUGUGAUAAAAAUGCUCAUUUUUUACAUAAUAAUGUCUACAUUUUCACCCAAACUUGAUGUUUUUUUUUUGUCAGAUCCAUACAAUUCUUAAAUUGAACAUCACAUAUGGAGAUGCUGUAGCCUAUGUAUCACUUGUAAGUUUAACUGAAUUUUAACUGAAUUUUCCAACCAAUUUAUAUGCGCCCAGCUAACCGGAAAAUUCAUCUGUGAGAGAUCGGCAUGUCAUUGCUAAUACAUAUAAAAAUCAUUGUAUGUUUAUAUGAGAGACGAGCCAACCCGGAUAGGCGAAACUCACUUGAUGAGUUCUCAGUCUAGUGGGAUAAAAUUUUCCAUAUGAACGCUUAAUCCUACCCAACAGGGAUGGACAAUUAUGUGAUUUUGACCAACAGUUAAUAUUGAGUAGCCAAACACCUUAAAAGUCGUAUAAUUUUGAAAGCGCUAUGUUUUCCUAAUUUCAUUCCACCAUGCAAGCUAAAUGGGAUAUUAGAUGAGACAAAAACACUCAUAUGAAUACAGAAAUCAUUCAUCCCACUUAGUAGGUGAGCUUCCCGGUCUACUGGGCUCAUGUGAACGGGCCCCAAACCGGGAGUUCGACCCUGGUUUAAUAUACCAGCACUUUGAUCCUUGAGCUAUUGGGAUGCCCGAUGUCCAAUCCACGAUGAGUUUAUGUAGAGUGGCUCAGCCAGAGAUUUUUUCAUAGAUGUUAUAACUACAAUAUAUAACAGUAUAUUUAUGAUUUGCAUGACAAGAUUAUUGAAUUCCGAUUGGUCGAGAGGAGUACAACUUGGUUGUACUCCUUGGGCUUGGGAACGAAUUCAAACAAAAAUAUUCAAAAUGGCGGUUCAACUCUCAUAUCUUUCCAAAAGCAACUGGAAGCCUUGUCAGUGUGUAAUAUUUCAAAUCCGAGUAUGAGGACUUUAUCGCAUAUCCAGCUAGUCUGCGCAAUUACACUGAACUAUUGCAGGACUGGAUACCAGGUAAAGUCCGUAGUGAAGGAUUUGAUAUAAAAUCUCAAACGAAUAAACCAUUACUUAGAGUGAAGUGAAUACAUUUUGAUCCACUCCUGGGACUGAAUUAAUGUUCACCUAUAGGACUUUGAAUCAGUAUAUACUUCACCGUGCAGGUAUCUAGUGUCAUCAUGAUAGCAAAAUAAAGCGAUGUGGUUAGCGAAUUUCUUCAUAUUAACGAGUAUAACAUUUGGCUAUACUAUUUUAUAUUUAGACACCAAGUGUAUCAAAUGAGGUGGUUAUUCUAAGCAAGCGACCUGGAAAUGAUCUUUUCAAGUUAUUUUAUAGAAUAAUGAAAGGUACAAAUUGCACCUUUGUCAAGUUUAUCAAGUUUAUUUUAUCAAACUUUAUCAGUUUCCUGAUGUUUAAUCACUUUAAUGUUUAGCUGCAUUAAUAUGAUAUAUUUGACACUUAUUCUUAGCAUUCAUGAAGUUGAAGCUGUACGCCGUUACUGCGGGUGCUGUUUUUCCUCCACUGGUAUGUUGAAAGAAUAUCUUACAAUAUGGAACCAGCGAGUUUUCUUCACGCUUGCCUAUACUAUGUACUGUGCUUAUAUGAGUGCUCAAAAUUAUCUAUUCACAUUGCUAAUUCACAUGAGUUUUUGUAGCCCCUUGUUACUGCAGUUUUAUUGCUGCAAAGUUGUGAUUAUAGAUACGUACUCUUUCAAUCAGUGACGUACAAACUCGAUAAUUGGGGAUAUUCAUACAUUCGUGUUCUGCAUCAUUAAUUUCUUUUGAAAUCAAUUCUUUUUAAGGUCUGUGAACACGAAUAUAUGAUUCGAGUUUGCUACGCCACUGCUUUCAAUGCGCUUUUCAGGGUCGUUUACAAUUAAAAAAUUACACUUACAGCCACAUUGAAAGCAUUAGAAGAUAGUGUAUACACUACUAAUAUACAUCUAUCUGAAUAUAAUUUCUUCUAUGUCGCGUGUGACAACAGUGUUACCAGUUACAUUCUACAAAAUACCACAGGCGUUUUUCUGUAGUAGUACUCUCUGUGGGCAGAACGCGUUCUUGGCCAAACUUUAGACGCAUGCAUGCUUGGACAAGGUCGAGCCGUGUCUUUUCCAGUGAACUCCAUAUAUAUCUGUAGCGCGAACUCGAGUCCAAAAAGUGAAGCCGAAUUGAAGAGCUAUUGGACGUCAACCCAGUCCCUUUCUAUUGUUUUAAGCGCGGUUGGACUAUUUCUAGAUCAGUGGGUCGGACAUGAAGAAAAUAAAAACUAAUAUUAUUGAAUAUUAACUAAUAUUAUGAUUUUAUGAACUGAAAACUUGAUUAGCUUUAGUUUACGGUCCAUUGGAAGAAACUGGAAUUAGCUGGGAAUGUUAUAAAAAACUGUUUACGACCUUCAUAGCUUUGGACGUCAAUUUCCGCUAUCUUGGCUUCACUUUUCUAAUUGGCUGAAUGAUUGAAGUUUUUGCUCUAGUAUAUAUGGAGCUCACUGGUCUUUUCCCGCAGAGAGGACUGGAACUAGGAGAUUUUGCAUUCGUGAAAUGGGACUAUUGAGUGAGUAGUAUAUCCCUCUUCGUUUCAUAGGUUCAGGACCCCACUACUUCAAGGAAAGAAGUUCCGUGUAUAAUAAGGAUUGUUAAUCGUGGUGCAGUGGACAAGUAUGUGGACCGGUUAUUUGUGGAAUGCUGAAGUUCGUUGUAGCUAGCAGAACUACAGCUCGUUGCUACUUGCUACUUGCUAGUUAUUUUUAUCUUUUGCUUUUCAAUUUAGAAUGCGAGCAGAUAUUAGCUCGAUGGAAUUAUUUGGGGUACGUUACGUAAUGGCUAUUUGUAUUGAAUUUUCAAUAUGCACGAACCUAUAGCAAUAUGUGAAAUUGACCAAUUCACAUGCAAAUUAGUUAGAAACACUCCUGGUUGAGCAAGUAAUUAUUAGUAAAUUCCAACGGAAAUAGAUUCAACUGGAUAUUUUAAAGGCGAGUCCUGAUUUGGCGCUGUUCGUGGAGUGGAGCGCUAUCCUAGUCCCGGGUGGAAAGUCCCUGCGACGGAGGUUGUCCUAGUCCACGGCAGUAGAGAGUUUGGCAGAAAAUUACUUUCAUUUUUGUAUGUAUGUAAGCCAGAGAAUACAUUGCUAAACCAUAUUUGCCUCUUGAAAGUACUUAUCUUUCUUUACAAACAACCUUUGAGUAGCAUUAUCAAUGAAUUCACGUGAUAUGUCCCACACGACUUCGAACGAUUUAAACGUUGAUGUGGUCAUACGCCUAUUACAUUACAUUAUUAUUCAGCUCACUCCCCAUUGGGGCCUUUCAUUGACUCGCCUACCUCGCCUACCUACUAUUUAUCUUUACAACAAUUGCUAUAUUACUUUCCUAACUGUGUUUAUCCCGACCCACCCUGUCAACUUUCCCUGUGGGAGGAAACCGGAGCGUCCGGAAAGAUCCCACGACUUUUGGCAGAACGUUGACAGACUCUUUUCACAUGAGUCCGUAGCGAGAAUCGAACCCACGAUCUUAGAGGUGAAAGGCGCUUGCUCUGACGACUGGGCCACCGAAGCCCAUGAAAAUGAUAUAAAUAACAUAGCACAAGCAUCAUAUUCACCUGAGUACACUACACCAACACAGAAAAAAUCAUGAUUAUUAGAUUACAUUGAUAUCGAAGGAACUAGAUUCUGUUCCGAAAUAUCACAUACUCGAACCGACCAGACCGCGUAGCUCAGUUGGCGGAGCAUUGGGCUGGUAUUCCAAAGGUCGUAGGUUCGAUUCCCACCGUGGUCAGGCAUGUUUUUUCAGGCUUUCCCGGUGUGGAUAUACACUCAGAGUAACAUCACAAGCAUCAUAUUCACCUGAGUACACUACACCAACGCAGAAAAAAAAAAUAACAGCAGUUUGAACAACUUCGGCGUACUAGAAAGCUCGAGGGAAUACAUUUUAUAGUCACCUUUGUCUUAGGGUAAAAUUCUAUUGUUGGUGAUUACGUUUUCGUUGACCAUGCCGUUUUAUUUUCCAAACUCACUAUUGUGCAUAGUUACUGAGGGUGUUACUGAAGUGAUCUGGGAGGGGGAGCAGUUGCCCCCACCUCCUAGUGCCCGCCACUGAAUUCCAGGGGCAUCCAAAUAACAAGAAAUUCAUAACCACUGAACAGUGGCGAAGGUAGCCAUGGCAAAUGGUCAUGCUAUGCUAACGAACCCGCAUCUAAAUAGGUUAAAGACAACACAUUUCUAAAGGUUUGAAUAAUGCAAAUCAUCAAUAGCUUGACCUGUUGCAUUGCCACUGAUGUUGACAAGCCUUCGACCUUGAAGAAAAAUAGACAAUCAAGGUUGGAUAUCUCGAACUGCAAGUUAGGGGUUACUGGCAAUCUGACAAAAUUUCAUCAUGAGUGUUAAAUGUAAAGUUUUUCUUGUUCGAUAAUUGCUUCACCAAAUCCAAAAAAAAUGGAUUUGAUUAGGAGAUUGGCUCCCCCUUGGCCGAGGAAAGUUUCGGGGGUUGUGCAUCCCAAUUUCCAAUCCCUGUUAAUGAGCAGAAUGUCAGUUUUUAAACGAGAUGAUUGCCUGCUCAUCAAUCAUCAUAUUCUAUCAUUUGUGUAGAGUGCAAAUAUAAAUGUGGACUUUUGGCACUUCAGGAAUAAACUCCUUCAAAACUUUGAAAAAUAGAGAGGUAAUUUUGUUCGAAAAUGGCUGCCAAUUACAAACAUACUGAAUUGUAAUGAAAUUGUUUCUAUGAAUCAAAGUCUUUCCCUUUUACGAGCAAAACUCUGUGACUUUGCUAAGGGUUUUUUUUUACAUUGCAGAGAAAGGGAGUGAAGCAAGACUGUGAUGGUGUAGACACAUAAAGCCGGUUACCGAUGAUGAUGUUUUGCAUAUGACAAAUUUUACAAAACAACAACAACAACAAUAUAUCGCUGUCCUACCGCAUCCAAGUGCUCAAAUUAAUUUGUCAAAUUCUCUUUGUUGACCUACACACAGACUAGCAAAACUUGUAUUUUGCCAUUUUUUCUAUGACUUGUUCAAAAGCUACAAUCCCAUCCUGGUCAAAGCCAUUUUCCUGGUAAAACAUAUGGAAAACUCUGUGGAAUGUUUUUACUAUCAGACCGAAAUUUUGUCAAAUAAUUGGAAGUGUCGCAGAUGUUUUGUCCAGGGGCCGAUUGUAGUAAUGCUAGGUUUUGAACAAGUGCACUACUUGUCAUAGAAAAACUUGUGAAAGUUGAGAAUGCAAACGAGCAAAUAAAACUUGUCAUGUGAAAACAUGUCAUAGUUUUCUUGCUCGUCUGUAACUGGCUUAAUUUAAGAAGAGUUAUUUAAGAAACCAAGUCAUAGCCAUUAGCCAUUAUGGAAUGAAGAGAUCAGAAGAUGAGGGUUGGUAUACAUUAAUUGCAGAGAAUGUGAGAGAAGUAAGAAUGAGAUGGCAUGGACACGUAAUAGAAAGUCAUGAAAGAGCAAGGCAUAUUUUAACAAAUACUAAAUUUAACAUUUGGCCCCCCAGGCACUACUGUUGGCCCCUCACUCGUGCGAAAUUGACCCCCACUCCUUGGGCCCUUUUAAUACGUUUUGUGUGAAAUCAUGAAAUGUGAAUGUAGUAAGUUUUCGUCUGUAUUUUAUCAUAGUUAAUGAGAAUAUAUGAAGAAAUUCUUUAAGGAUUCGUCUGGAUAUUUGUAAACUUUAACUUUUAUACAGUGACUUUGAGUUAAAAUAUAUGUUGAAAGACAAGCACAUUGCGAUUAAAAGUGUUAAACAUUAACUUUUUAUAGUAUUCAGAAUUAUUUAAAAUGCCCCCCAAAAUGCACUAAAUAGCAAUUCUGGAGUCUCCAGAUUUCAGAAUUUUCUGGGGGAGGAUGCCCCCGGACCCCCGUACAAAACUAAUCAAACGUAAUCAGGGGAGAUAAAGGAGAGCUGGUCAGAGACAUGGACUGAAGAGAUCAAAGUGUGGGAAGUAAGAAUGAGAUGAUAUGGAUACGUGAUACUAAGAGAUGAAGGAAAGCUAGUCAGAGACAUGGAAUGAAGAGGAAUCAGAAGAUGUUGGGUGAUAGAUAUUGUAGAGAAAUGAGGGAAGUAAGAAUGAGAUAAAUGGACACAUAAUAUGAAGAGAUAAAGAGAGCUCGUCAGAUCGAGGCAUGGAAUGAAGGGUGAUUAGACGAUGCAUGGUGGUAGACAUUGCAGGAGAGUGAAGCUGGCCGCCGAUUAAUCAAACAAAAAACAAACUAUAAUAAAAUACUUAGAAUUUUAAUGCUUGCUUAGAAUUUUAAUGUUAGGUAUAUAUUCAAAAUUAUCAAAUAUACUAUAAAUUGGGUUCAAAUACUAAGUAAAAGUACUAUUUAAUAAAAUAAUAUUUCAGUGACGAAUAUUCUAGAAUAUUUUGCUUACAUGUAUAAACUACGAAAAGAACUAUCCAAGCAUUGAAGAGGGUGGGAAAGGGGGGAUAUGGAUCACGUUUCACAACGAAAAGCCGUUUCACGAUUCACAUGUCUUAAAAAAGCAUUUUCACGAAAAACUAGAUUCUAAUAAAAUAAUAUAAUAAUAAUAGGUUUAUUAAGAGAAUGUUUAAUGCAUGGUACAGUAUGUCUGUAUCUAUGCUUUAAGUUCUCACUUCUCUGCC
Molecule: messenger RNA, 8819 nt
Organism: Paramuricea clavata
Lineage: Eukaryota; Metazoa; Cnidaria; Anthozoa; Malacalcyonacea; Plexauridae
Source: the annotation of a GenBank genome assembly